GAGCAAAUAUUUUAUUUUAUAAAACGGUCGUAAUUUCGGUAGGGUAAAAAGGUGUUCAGAUCCAAACGAGGGACGGUGGCGGCGGCGCGUCGAGCUCCGGCGGCCGAGGGGGUUUCCGAACAGAUCAGGGUCUCAGGGAGGGCCAUGUCGUCUCUGCUGCUGCGCUCGUCGGCCGUCCGUCGCGCUCUUUCCGCGGCCUCCCGGGAACAUGGGCCUUCCUUUCGCCGUGCCAUCUCAGCGGCAGCCACCGCGUCCGGAGGAGGGUUGGAAGCUGCCGUCGCCCGCGGUCCAACCCUACCGUACCGGUGCCGCAACCUCACAGUACACAGCAGAGAAAAGAUGAAUCAGCCACUUAAUGUGGAGAAUAUAGACUGUGCAUUGGACAAAUUAUUUAUUGUGUGUGGGGGCAUUAGAGUUCUUGCUAAGGAGAGGAAACCAGUGAGUCUGUUUGUCUGGUGGGCGUAUGGGGUUGGUCCUAUUAUUGUUGCUGGGGCGGUUGCAAAGGCUGCAAAGCACUCUGGAGUGACUCAGCCAUGUGAUAAUAAUAGAAUAUAGCUAACCUGUCAGUUGGCGAGCAGACGUGGUGCACAAGGACUGGAACUUUUGCUUUGGCUGUGUCGCGAGACGGACGGCAGGAUAGUCUGUCCCACUCGUCUUAUGAUCUCAAACAAGGAAAUAUCUAACUUAAAAUUAUGUAAACUAUGUUUUUACUGCAUAUGGUGUGGGUGAGAUUAAACCUAAUCCCUCCCUGAAAACGAGCCAGCCAUACUCUAAGAGCAACUUCAACAGUUACCCAAA
Molecule: messenger RNA, 798 nt
Organism: Oryza brachyantha (malo sina)
Lineage: Eukaryota; Viridiplantae; Streptophyta; Magnoliopsida; Poales; Poaceae
Exons: 5
Coding region: 145-555 (136 amino acids)
Source: RefSeq, a predicted model, not a curated record